This is a messenger RNA of Choloepus didactylus (southern two-toed sloth), 831 nucleotides long. RefSeq names its product acyl-CoA thioesterase 9 (gene ACOT9). NCBI's taxonomy places the organism in Eukaryota, Metazoa, Chordata, Mammalia, Pilosa, Megalonychidae. The record is from RefSeq and is a predicted model, not a curated record. The transcript has 9 exons. Gene Ontology annotation, biological process: acyl-CoA metabolic process. Gene Ontology annotation, cellular component: mitochondrion. Gene Ontology annotation, molecular function: fatty acyl-CoA hydrolase activity.
GACCAUGUGAAAGCAAUGGAGGAACGAAAAUUACUUCAUAGUUUUUUAGCUAAGUCAUAGAAAGAACUGCCACCGAGAAGAAUGAAAGACAGUUAUAUCGAAGUUCUCUUGCCUUUGGGCAGCCAGCCUGAACUAUGAGAGAAAUAUUUGACUGUUCAAAACACUGUAAGAUUUGGCAGGAUUCUGGAGGAUCUUGAUAGCUUAGGAGUUCUUAUUUGCUACACACACACCAAAAUUCUGUCAUCUAAGAUGUCUCCUUUAUCGAUAGUUACUGCCCAGGUGGGCAAGAUUGGUAUGUGUAAGAAGAGCAUAAGCCCAGAACAGGACUUUAAACUUAGUGGCCAUGUUAGCUGGGUUGGGAAGACAUCCAUGGAAGUGAAGAUGCAAAUGUUCCAGUUACAUGGAGAUGACUAUAAUCCUGUUUUGGAUGCAGCAUUUGUAAUGGUGGCUCAUGAUUCUGAAAAUAAAGAUCCGGCAUUUAUAAAUCCGCUCAUCCUUGAAAGUCUAGAGGAAGAAGAACUGUUUUCUCAAGGAGAAUUGAACAAGGGGCGAAGAAUUGCUUUCAGCUCUGCAUCAUUACUGAAAAUGGCUCCCAGUGCUGAGGAGAGGACAACCAUCCAUGAGAUGUUUCUUAGCGCACUGGAUCCAAAGACUAUAAGUUUUCGAAGUCGAAUUUUGCCCCCUAAUGCAGUGUGGAUGGAGAAUUCAAAACUAAAGAGCUUGGAAAUCUGCCAUCCUCAGGAGCGGAACAUUUUCAAUCGGAUUUUUGGUGGUUUCCUUACGAGGAAAGCAUAUGAACUUGGAUGGGCUACUGCUUGUUGCUUUGGGUGA